AUGGCGUCGGAGAUGCUGCUCAGGAGGAUCCAUUCCAUCUGCCGUCUCGCCCCCGGCGACCGCCAGUCGCAGCUGUUCGGACGCGGGGAGGGGCUCCGCCGUCUGGUUCCUACGGCGAGCCAUCCAUCGUUCUGCAGCAGCGUGUGUGAGCAAGCCGGCGCGGGCAGCGCAAGCAAGGAUCAAGAUAACCUCGCUAGGUUUUCAGACCCACAGGUUGCUCACGAGGAUCGCCGGUUCGUUCAGUUCUUGGAUAGGAUGCUGGACGCGACGAGAAAUCCCCAGAGUCUUGCGCAGAUACGGCGCGAGAAGCUUCCAAAUGAUGUGAAAAUAUUGGAUGAUGAGAUAUGA
Messenger RNA from Triticum turgidum subsp. durum (durum wheat), 348 nucleotides. NCBI's taxonomy places the organism in Eukaryota, Viridiplantae, Streptophyta, Magnoliopsida, Poales, Poaceae. The record is from the annotation of a GenBank genome assembly.